Naegleria gruberi is the source of this 990-nucleotide messenger RNA. RefSeq lists its product as uncharacterized. The coding region runs from base 1 to 990 and encodes 329 amino acids. Lineage: Eukaryota; Heterolobosea; Eutetramitea; Acrasida; Naegleriidae. The transcript has a single exon. The record is from RefSeq and is a predicted model, not a curated record.
AUGAAACCAGUGACGACCGAACAAAUUAUUAUCUUGAAGAACGUCAUUAAUGGCAAAUACAAAGAUAAAGAUCUUCGUAAGCUUGUUUUCGACAUUGUUCAUCACAUGCUAUUUAUUUCUAAUGAGUUGUUAUUUGAUUUUUCAUCAGAAAAGGAGGUCUCCAAGGCUUUGAAAGAGGUGAUGAAAUCCAACAAGAAUGUAGCCAGGCGUAUCGUUCUUCAUUUCUGGGAUCAAAAAUUCAAGAAGGAACAUUCUAAUGUUUCUUCUGUUGAAAUUGAGAAGGCUUUUGAGUUGCACUUUGAAACAGAGAAAAAGUUUGGAGAAACUCUUCUUGGUCUCCCUGUUGCUUUUUGGAAAAAAUACUUCAACAAGCUUGUUCAGCUUAUUAAGGAGUCAGUGGAAGUGAAUAAUAGAAGUGUGGAAGAGAGCAGUUUGGAACAAUUUAUUAGUGGUUCGGUAAGAAAUUUAACAACUCCUGUUGCUGAUAAUAUGGAGAACACCAAGAUGCCAAGUUCAAAGGAUAAUGAGGUUGUUGAUGGUUCUGGUGUAUCUGUUCAAGAGGACGAGGUCUCUAAGAGCAUGCAUGAUAAGCAGUACCAAAAUCAAAACAAGCUAAUAACUAUGGUUAUAGAAGACAAUGAGUCUUUGAAUAGAGAUAAUGGAAUGUUUAAAAUGCAAAAUGAGUCUUUGGAGAAGGACGUUGAGAAUUUGAAGAAAGAUGUUGAGUUCUUGAAGAAAGAUAAUGAAAUCUUAAAGCAUGACAAUGAAUUUUUGAAGAAAGAUAUUGAGCUCUUGAAGAAAAAGUGCCUUGAUAUUAUGAACUACUUUAAGCAACUAUCUCACCCUGAAGUUGUUCAUAAUUUACAAACAACUUUGGUAGAGAAAACUGAAGAGAUUGAAGGUAUCAAAGAAUUGAACAUUGAACUCGGGAAUUGUAAAUGUGCAUGCCAUUGUGAGGCAUGUAAGAAGUGUAUCAACAAGACCCAAUAA